AUGGAUUAUGUAAAAUUUAGAAAUGUAUCUUUUUUAAUAUAUAUUUUAUUUGUAAUUUUAAUGUACAGUAUAGAGUGUGCCAAUGGCUAUGGAGAGAUUAUUAAAGAAGAGAAAGUUAUCGAUCAACCCUGUAAAGAUAAUUGUGUUGAAAUUUAUUUUCUUUGCCGUUGGUCCUUCAGACCGAAUUGUUUCAUCGACCUAUCGAUAUGCUAUCAGACAUGCGAAUACUUUAAAUACAUCGAAAUACUUCCUGAUGAAAAGAGUGAUGAAUCUCAACUUUUUAGUAAUGACCAAAUUUAUUCAAACAUUCGACAACAAGAAGAACAAGAAAAUAUUAAUAAUAAUAAUAAUGAAAUAAUUACUCUCGACCUCAAAUAA
Heterostelium album PN500 is the source of this 378-nucleotide messenger RNA. RefSeq lists its product as uncharacterized. The record is from RefSeq and is a predicted model, not a curated record. The transcript has a single exon. Lineage: Eukaryota; Evosea; Eumycetozoa; Acytosteliales; Acytosteliaceae. The coding region runs from base 1 to 378 and encodes 125 amino acids.